Molecule: messenger RNA, 300 nt
Organism: Plasmodium reichenowi
Lineage: Eukaryota; Apicomplexa; Aconoidasida; Haemosporida; Plasmodiidae
Product: acyl-CoA synthetase
Exons: 1
Source: RefSeq, a predicted model, not a curated record
UGAAUUACCACACUUGAAAAAUCUUAUAAUUUUAGAUACAUUAUCUAAAAAUAAUGAAAUAAAUUUAAACGAGGAAGACAAAAAUAAUGAAAAAAAGAAUAAAUCCUCAGGAAACAGCACUAGUGUAAAAGGAAAUGAUUUAUCGAACAUGAUUGAAGUUACGUGUUCAGGUCCUUUGGAAUAUGAUAAGGAAAAACUAAAAAAGUAUAAUGAAUUAAAAGAAAAAUGUGAGAAAUGUGGAAAGAAGCUAAUGUUGUUUGAUGAUAUGACAAAGACUCAAACUAAGGAUUUCACUAUUAA